This is a messenger RNA of Hibiscus syriacus, 1048 nucleotides long. RefSeq names its product iron-sulfur assembly protein IscA-like 1, mitochondrial. The record is from RefSeq and is a predicted model, not a curated record. Gene Ontology annotation, cellular component: cytoplasm; mitochondrion. Gene Ontology annotation, biological process: iron-sulfur cluster assembly. Gene Ontology annotation, molecular function: 2 iron, 2 sulfur cluster binding. The coding region runs from base 127 to 555 and encodes 142 amino acids. The transcript has 3 exons. Lineage: Eukaryota; Viridiplantae; Streptophyta; Magnoliopsida; Malvales; Malvaceae.
UCUUUGGCCGGAGCUACGGCAUGCGUUCACCUCCAAUCUUCUUCCUCCUUUCGGGCGGCGAACAAGAUUCUCUUUUGGCAUUCUCACUUCCCAUCACUCUUCCACCUGGCCACGUUGUGUAGAGAGAUGCUAAUGGCUUCUCGAUUAUUCGCGACAGCCGCCGAGAAAAUCAGGCCCGCGUCGAUGAGGCUGCAAACCCUGUCUUUGACCGAAGCAGCCGCCUCCAGAAUACGUCACCUUCUUCAACAACGCAAUAGACCCUUCCUUCGAUUGGGUGUUAAGGCUCGCGGUUGCAACGGCUUAUCCUACACCCUCAACUACGCCGAUGAGAAAGGAAAGUUCGAUGAAUUGGUUGAAGACAAGGGCGUGCAAAUAUUGAUUGAACCUAAAGCUUUGAUGCAUGUAAUCGGAACCAAGAUGGAUUUUGUGGAUGACAAACUUAGGUCUGAGUUCGUUUUUAUCAACCCAAACUCGAAAGGCCAAUGUGGAUGCGGUGAAUCUUUCAUGACAACAUCUGCUGCUAGUAGUGGAUCUGCUAAACAGGGUCACAGUUAAAGGAUACUGAGAGCCCUUUUAAUAAGCUAAGAUUAGAAAUAACCUACUUGAUUCCAGGGAGCUCUCAAAUUUUCCCUUCGAAAUAAACUAGAAGUUAAAUGCUAUUGGUUUUGUGGCAGUUGCUGCCAACUAAUUGCAUGAGUAUAGAUGGCAUAUAUAUUCAGUAUUGCCGUAUCAUACACGGUUGUUCGGCAUCUGAAAAUCGUUGUGUAUAUUUCAUUUCAUUGGUGUUGUAAUUGCUGAUGAUUGCUAUAUGGAAGUUGUCUGCGAUUGAGCUAGCAUGGUAGCCAAUGUUUAGAAAAGCAAACUGCCAGAUAGCUACUUCCAUUUAAGCCAUCUUCAAGGCUAUUUUGAAUGAAUGAAUCAUUGAAUGAUGUGUUAUUGGACCUUUGUGCUUUGUGGUUUGUGAAACGCAUCAGUCGAUUAAAGCAAUUUCACACAGAGAGAGGAAGACAGUAUGUGUCUGAUAUGAUGUUUAUUCAGAUGAGGGUUU